GGCGCACGGGCCCUCAUGGUGUCCAUCAUAGCGGACAGCCCGGCGGAGUCGUCACACAGUCACCUUCGCAAGUCCUCGUCGCAGCGUUCAGUGCAGACUCGGAAGACCUGCAGCUCUCUGACAGACCACCUUGUGUGCCGGUACUGCUUCAAGGACGACCACCCCGAAGAGAUGGUGGCGCCAUGUCGAUGCUUAAAGAGGAGCACUGUGCGUUGGACGCAUGUACGCUGUCUCGAUAAGUACAUGAACCGCGUUCACAGCAACAGGUGCAACAUCUGCAAGAAGCGUAUGGCUGCCAUCAUUCGACAAAAGGAUUUACUACGAUGGAAUGAAAACCUGGUUGGACGCGCACGCCGUUUACAGGUUUAACCCCGACAGUCCUGUCCCUCGAGGCGGAGAAGGUUCCAGCUCCCAUUGACGAAAGUGUCCGUAAUUCGUCGUGACGCUUCUUGCUAUAUGGGCAUAAGAAUACUAAAAAAAUAACGUGCGAGACCUUCAACGGUUAGGUUCAUAUUCAGCAUUUAUUCAGCAGUAAAAGUUCUCUGCUUGUAACACUAUUUUAUUAAAUAUCGUUGUAAUAAGCGCUGUGAAUGCUUGUGCCACAUUCCUUGCGUGUUUUUACAUCUUAGGUAUGCAGGUGAACGUAAGGCAGCAGCGAGAGGAAAAUACAUGAGCAGAAACCUCUGGCUGAAUAUUAAAGUUACGUGAUAACCUCCCAAUAAUUGGCCUUAGAAUAUUACGGUGUUUUUGUAGAAAAGGAAGUCAUCCCACUCAGACAUACAGGCUGUUUCACACUUAGGGGGGAACUUGGAA
Molecule: messenger RNA, 813 nt
Organism: Rhipicephalus sanguineus (brown dog tick)
Lineage: Eukaryota; Metazoa; Arthropoda; Arachnida; Ixodida; Ixodidae
Product: E3 ubiquitin-protein ligase MARCHF3-like
Exons: 4
Coding region: 16-369 (117 amino acids)
Molecular function (GO): zinc ion binding
Source: RefSeq, a predicted model, not a curated record